GAUAUUUUCUUUUGGCCAAAUUGAACCGAGGGAUUUGAUUCCUGGCUCCCACAAGCCAAAAUAUCAAUUUUCUUUUCUUUGUAGGGUGAGUGAUAAAGAUGCUUGAUAAUUGUAAUGUUAUCCAUAUAAAAUGAGAGUUGUGGUCCUGCUUUCAGCACUUAAGUUACCGCUAUCCCCUUCCUCUGAAAACUGAAGCAAGUGAUAAUCAUCAAUGGCUCUUCCUUCUGGAACUUUGGCUGCAUUGAACAGGCCUGCAGUUUCUUCCAAAAUGCUAGCAGUUGAAAAUCUAAGAACAUUUACAACAUCAUUUAAAGGAAAUGGAUAUGGGAGAAGGAGCCUGCUGAGCUUAGUUUUAUUGUCAACAGCCUCAGCAGCAUCUAAUGCUAGUGAUUCAAGAACAGCACUUCUUCAAGAGUACAUAAAGAAGUCCAAAGAGAACAAAGCAAGGAAUGAUAAAGAGAGACUGGAUGAUUACUACAAGAGAAACUACAAAGAUUACUUUGAGCUUGUUGAAGGUUCGGUGCAGGGUAAGAGCGAAGAGCAGCUUUCUGAAGCUGAGAAGCAAAUCCGCGAGUGGCUUCGAAAAAACAAAGAAUAAUAACAUGUUGCUAUUGUUCGAAAACUCUCAAUAGAGCAACAUCAUCCGGUAUUUACUGUGUAUUUUGCAAUAGAGUAAACAUAUCACAUCAAUAUGUCUGAAACCAUCAAUCUCAA
Molecule: messenger RNA, 714 nt
Organism: Asparagus officinalis (garden asparagus)
Lineage: Eukaryota; Viridiplantae; Streptophyta; Magnoliopsida; Asparagales; Asparagaceae
Exons: 3
Coding region: 212-598 (128 amino acids)
Biological process (GO): photosynthesis
Cellular component (GO): photosystem I
Source: RefSeq, a predicted model, not a curated record